AAAUCAUACUCUCACUGUAACAGUCGAAAUGGGAAACCCUAAAACACUCACUCUGAUUCUCUUUUCUCUCUUCGCGAUCACAUCAGCUAAAGUCUUCUUCGAAGAACGCUUCGAAGAUGGAUGGGAGAAUAGAUGGGUUGUAUCUGAUUGGAAGAAAGAUGAGAGCACCGCCGGGGUCUGGAACCAUACUUCUGGAAAAUGGAAUGGAGAUCCUAAUGACAAAGGUAUCCAAACAAGUGAAGACUACAGGUUCUAUGCUAUUUCAGCUGAGUUCCCUGAAUUCAGCAACAAGGAUCAGACACUUGUUUUCCAAUUCUCCGUCAAGCAUGAGCAAAAGCUUGAUUGUGGUGGUGGCUACCUAAAGUUGCUCAGUGGUGAAGUUGACCAGAAGAAAUUUGGUGGUGAUACCCCGUACAGUAUCAUGUUUGGACCAGAUAUCUGUGGAUACAGCACCAAGAAAGUUCAUGCCAUUCUUAACUACAAUGAAACAAACCACUUGAUCAAGAAGGAAGUUCCCUGUGAGACUGACCAACUCUCUCAUGUCUACACAUUUAUCAUCCGUCCUGAUGCUACAUACAGUAUCCUUAUUGACAAUGUAGAGAAGCAAACUGGCAGUUUGUACACCGACUGGGAUCUUCUCCCGCCAAAGCAAAUCAAGGAUCCUGAGGCCAAGAAACCUGAAGAUUGGGAUGACAAGGAGUAUAUUCCUGAUCCCGAAGACAAGAAGCCAGAGGGUUAUGAUGACAUUCCCAAGGAACUUCCAGAUCCUGAUGCCAAAAAGCCUGAGGACUGGGAUGAUGAGGAAGAUGGUGAGUGGACUGCUCCAACCAUUCCCAAUCCUGAGUACAAAGGCCCAUGGAAGCCAAAGAAAAUUAAGAACCCCAACUACCAGGGCAAGUGGAAGGCACCAAAGAUUGACAACCCAGAUUUCAAGGAUGAUCCAGAACUUUAUGUUUACCCAAACUUGAGAUAUGUUGGCAUUGAAUUGUGGCAGGUGAAAUCUGGAACCUUGUUUGAUAAUGUCUUGGUCAGUGAUGACCCGGAGUAUGCAAAGCAGCUGGCUGAAGAAACAUGGGGAAAGCAGAAAGAUGCUGAGAAGGCAGCAUUUGAAGAGGCAGAGAAGAAAGCGGAUGAGGAGGAAACCAAUGAAGAUGCCGCAGGUUCUGAUGCCGAGGAUGAGGAUGAGACUGAUGAUGUGGAAGGAGAAGAUUCUGACGCCGAAACUAAAGAAGACAAGGACGGCGAGGACGAAGAAGUACAUGAUGAGCUGUGAUGAGGAAGCACUCUUGCCAGCAAAUUGGCAUGGAGAUCCAUCUUGGCUCCAAGUGCUAGUAAUUUUGUUUGUCCUCAUAAUUCUUAGUUGUAGGAUUCCAUCUAGGAACGGGUUGAGAAAUGCAUGCAUGCAAAACUUGCGUGGCUGAUCGUUUUUAGCCUUGAGAAUGAAUGAGAGUUGUGUUUUAAUAAUCACAUUCAUAAAGUAGUCUGAACGUGUUCCACAAA
Messenger RNA from Populus euphratica (Euphrates poplar), 1500 nucleotides. Its product is annotated as calreticulin-like. The transcript has 14 exons. Gene Ontology annotation, cellular component: endoplasmic reticulum; endoplasmic reticulum membrane. Lineage: Eukaryota; Viridiplantae; Streptophyta; Magnoliopsida; Malpighiales; Salicaceae. The coding region runs from base 29 to 1273 and encodes 414 amino acids. Gene Ontology annotation, biological process: protein folding; ERAD pathway. Gene Ontology annotation, molecular function: calcium ion binding. The record is from RefSeq and is a predicted model, not a curated record.